Molecule: messenger RNA, 3874 nt
Organism: Oncorhynchus tshawytscha (Chinook salmon)
Lineage: Eukaryota; Metazoa; Chordata; Actinopteri; Salmoniformes; Salmonidae
Product: cyclic AMP-dependent transcription factor ATF-6 beta
Exons: 17
Coding region: 248-2365 (705 amino acids)
Biological process (GO): regulation of transcription by RNA polymerase II; endoplasmic reticulum unfolded protein response
Cellular component (GO): nucleus
Molecular function (GO): DNA-binding transcription factor activity, RNA polymerase II-specific; RNA polymerase II cis-regulatory region sequence-specific DNA binding
Source: RefSeq, a predicted model, not a curated record
AUUUCGUUUCUUGUCUGGAUGUCGUCAUAUGCGAGAUGGUUCUGUGGACCGAGUGGAUAUUAUGAAACAAAAUAAAUACAAAAUCUAAUGUUUCGCGUAAGAAAUUAUAAUUGUCUUUUGUACGUCGAUGGACCCAAUCGCCAACUGAACAUCAUUCGCUGUAAAUCGAAUUCGCGGAUUUAUAUUUUUUAAUAUAAUCGAUCGGUGAUUGUCUACACUCCCUCUAAUUAACAAACGCCUUGUGGCUAUGACUACGGAUUUACUAUCUGAUUUGGAUAGUCGUUUCUUCGCUGAUAACCUUCUGACAAGCGAGGAUUGGGAUGCCUGUCUGUACCAGUGUGAGAGCAUGGAGGAGGGAGAGGACGGAGAGUACACGAGAGGACCAAAAUAUGAAACAUCGUUUGACAACGAUCUCGUGCUGACCCUUGAUCCCGACAAUCCCACGUCGCCAUGGAGACACCUGGACGACAACCUUCUCACAGGGGACAUUCCCGUACUGAAAGAUGAAAUGACGAUAACGCAGCCUUUGCCAGUGGACAUGUUGUUCCGGGUGAAGGCGGAGCCUCCCUCCCCUGCCUCCUCACUGGCCUCCGACUGCUCCCUGACCUCACUCCCAGACUCACAGAUCCAAGUGAAAGGAGAGAACCCGCCCACGCCUCCUUAUAUGUUUGGAGAUGUGCUGGCACCACCACUUGGCACAUGUGAAGUCACGGUGGCCUCUGCACAACUGGCCCGACCACAGUCCAAAGUGCCGCCUCAGCAACACCAAACAUCAACCCACAAUGGCAUGGACACACAGGCCACAGUCCACCCCACUGCGGCCACGAUCAAAGCCAGUACCAUCCUGAGCAGUAAGCCUCUCAUCCAACCCAGGCCUGUGUGUGUAGCGGCUCUCUCCGUCCCCCAGGCUCCCAGUCCAGCCAAGGCCCUCAUACUGCACAGCCUGCCUAGCAGGGACCAGAGCAGGCCUGUGGUGCUUUCCCAGUCAGUCUGUCUGGGGUCCGCGCCAGCCAUCGUCAAAAUGGAGCCCGCCUCCCCCACCAUGCCUCACUGCCAUAGCCCCACGGCCCCAUUCCCCGGCAAACCCAUAGUCCCGGCGUCCUCUCUGCCAGGGAGCAACUGCAACGGCAUGGAUGUGAGUGUCUGUCAGUCGCAUGUCAGUCAGUCAAUGAAGGUGAUGAAGAGGCAGCAGCGGAUGAUCAAGAACCGGGAGUCGGCAUGCCAGUCACGCAAGAAGAAGAAGGAGUACCUGCAGAACCUGGAGGGCCAGCUGAGGGAGGUGCAGCAGGAGAACGAGCACCUCCGCAGGGAGAACCAGGCCCUGAGGGAGAGGCUUGCUGGGAAAGAGGGCAGUGAAUCUGGUAACAACAAGAGGGCCGUCUGCGUCAUGGCAGUGCUACUGUUCAUGACCUUCAGUUUCGGCCCUGUCAGUAUCACAGACAGGAAGCUGGAGACGGGGUUACAGGAAGAGGUGGUCCCUCACACAGGAAGACAUCUCCUGGAGUUUGAGACGGCUCGGGAACAUAGCAGAGUGGAGGAAAGGAUAGAUCCUGAGGAGGAGGGAGGAGAGGAUGGGUGGAAGGGAGGAGAGGUGGAGAGGGAAUCCACCGAUUCAUACCAGUUUAGGAACCUGAGUGACGUGUUCAGCGACGUGAAGGACCUGGUCCUGCAGGACAUCGACCGCUAUUUCACCUCCAAUGACUGCAGGCAGUUCAACCGCUCCGAGUCCCUCAGGCUGGCAGAUGAGCUGAGAGGAUGGGUCCACAGGCACCAGAUCGACAGGAAGAAGUCUGGAGGGAAGCCGAAGAUAGUGAAAAAAGCUAAAAUAGCGCAGAAAGCGCAGCUUAGGAAGACCAACAUCUCCAGAUAUCUUCCCAUCCAGACCCAUCGUUCCAUUGACAGUCAGAUACAAGUGUUCCCUGCCGGUCCAGAGAUCAGCUACAGUGACUUCAUGGACGCCAUCGACCGGCGUGAGGACACCUUCUACGUGGUCUCCUUCAGACGGGAUCACCUGCUGUUGCCAGCCAUCAGCCACAACAAAACCACACGGCCCAAAAUGUCCCUGGUGAUGCCGGCUAUGUCCGUCAACGAGAGUUUAUAUAACAAAUCCCAGGGCUAUGAGAUGAUGAUGCAGGUGGAUUGUGAGGUCAUGGACACCCGGAUCAUCCCCAUCAAAGCCUCCGCUGUUCCCCCGUCGCUCCGCGACCCCCCUCCCGCUCCCCCCGCCCACCAUCACCACAGCAACCACACCUCCCUCCGAGGCCGCCACCAUCCCCACACCGGCGGAGCGGCGUCUCCACGGCAACCCUUACCUGUCAGCAGACAGGAGGCCGAGUAUUACAUCGGCCAGGGGGGCGGGGUUUGAGGUUAGUGAAGGUGAACAAAUGAGUGGGGGAUUGGAGGAGAGAGGAUAGUGUAAAACGGGAAGGAGAGGGUAGAGGGAAAACAGGAAGGAGAGUGUAAUGGGAGAUUGAAUAAGUGAAGUGAGAUGGAGAGGAGGACUUAAUAAGGGAGAGUAGGAGGGUUGUAGGAGGCAGAUCUGUCAGGGAAUAAUGGAGGACAUCUGUACUAAUUGCAACAAAUGAUUAACAAUGAAGUUACGGUGCCACAAUGUUGAAACGUUGUCCCAGCAACUCAAAGCAAAUGUGUUUUAUUCUACUGAAGACUCGGUAUAUUAAUAGACCAAUGAGUAAUACCCAUUUCACCAACCUGAUCUGUUCAAUAUAGAAAAAGUAAAAAAAGAUUUAAAAGGUUUACCAAUGGCUCCUAACUAAAUCAUUUCUUAAUAUAUACUUUUUGAAAAACUGCCCAAACAUAGACCUAGCAGUUCACUGCACUUAGACACAGCGCAGAAUUAAUCACUGAAAUAUAUGCAGCUAAUGUUAGUGGACUGCUCGUGGUUUCAUUUGAGGACCAUUUUUGUUUGUGUGUGACGGUUCCGUUUUGUAUAUUUUGUGUUUAUCGCUCUCCAUUGAAAUUCCAUUCAGAGGGCUCCUGCAGAAAAUUCAGGUCAGAUUCUGGUCAGCUUAGAUUUAGUUUUUUUUGUUUGUUUCUUUUAUUAUGUCAAAUGUGUUUGGAUUUGAAUGAGAAUUAUUUAACUUGUGUGUUUAUUGGUUGUAAAUAUCAAUGGUAGCUUUUGAGAUGUUUUUUUUUUUUUCAAAUUCAUAGCUAUAUUUUGCUCUGUCCUCCUUAACCUCAUCCUCUUAUGGACACAAACCCUUCCGUUCCUAUACUCCAGAAGUUAACACAUUAAGUACAUGGAUCGGCCUAAAUAUAUUUGCUUUGAAUGCAGACGACCACCUUGAUCAUACAGUGUGUUGUGUGUUUGUAUAUACUUGUCUUUUUUUUUUAAUCACUUGCACAAAGUCUUGCAACAUCGAGCUUGAUCCACUGUAUCUCCAUGUAAGUAGUGCAGAAAAAAAAUAUAUAGGCUGUGUUAACAUCUGAAUACAUUCUCAAUGUCAUCAGCAAUAUAGCGACGUUAAAUUACUGACACCUUAUCCAGAAUCAAUCAUCCAGGUACUCUGUAAUUCUAGAAUUGAUUGUGUUUCUUAUACACGGUUUAUGUAAUGUAAUUCUGUAAGAAUCGUUUUCAGUUGUAUUUGUUUUUUUUACCCCCCCAAUGCAGUCAGCUUGAGUCUUCUGUCCAAAAGUGGUUUCUGAAUCUACAAUGCGAUUUGAAGUCAUUUUCAUUAGUUGCAAACUCUGUCUGUGAACUCUCGCUAUGUUUUUGUCUGCACACACUUCUUCAGCAAGUGUUUUUGUUCGAGAUAAUGCCGUUUUACGGGAAUACCACCCAUUGUUUUUCAUUUUUAUAUAAAAAAUAGAAUUAUUCUUAUCAAAAGAAAUGAAAUAUUAAAAAAAUAAAAUUUUA